This is a messenger RNA of Symsagittifera roscoffensis, 681 nucleotides long. RefSeq lists its product as uncharacterized. The transcript has a single exon. Gene Ontology annotation, molecular function: riboflavin reductase (NADPH) activity; biliverdin reductase [NAD(P)H] activity. NCBI's taxonomy places the organism in Eukaryota, Metazoa, Xenacoelomorpha, Acoela, Convolutidae. The record is from RefSeq and is a predicted model, not a curated record. The coding region runs from base 1 to 681 and encodes 226 amino acids.
AUGAAAAUUGCAGUUUUCGGUGCAACUGGGCUUUGUGGUAAGAACUUGGUCGAAGUUGCAUUAAACGACGGUUAUGGAGUAAAAGCAUUGAUCCGAAAUCCGACCAAACUUGACCACAUCAAACACGAAAAUUUAGAAAUCGUGAAAAUUGAUAUUUUUGACGUGGAUGCUGUUUCGAAACAACUCGAGGAUGUCGACGCUAUUUUAUCUUGUCUUGGAGGUCUUCCAACUUGGAGAUGGAAAAAGGAGACUGUGUAUAGUACCUCGAUUGAAGCGAUAGCGAAAGCUGCCAGGAAAGCGAAUAAAAAACGAAUCAUUGCGCUCACAGGAGCAAGACAGGUGCCGGAUCCCGAAGGUCGAGAAGGUUGGUUCAUCCGUAAUUUUGAUUGGAUAGUUAUGCGACCAAUCAUGGACGACAUGAUGAGGAUGGAAAGCUAUUUGAAAGAGAACUGUCAAGAUCUGGACUACACAGUGUUGAGGCCUACAGGAUUCUGUAAAACGGAACCCUGGACAGGUGAGGCUAUCAUAGUUCCAGACGUCUAUUUUAGGCCUGAAGAUUCUCUCUGGAUACCCUAUAAGAAAGUGGUGUUGUUGAUGCUGGAAGCGCUGAAGGAGAAUAAGUGGGUGAAAGAGCAUGUCUAUUGUGCGAUGCCCAAUGGAUUUGAUAAGGUUGAAAAGUAG